AUGGCCAAUCAUGCUUAUAUCCCUUCACGUAUCCUCGGACAAGACGAUCUCUCCACUUUGACCUCUUUCAAUCUAUACGAUGCGGCACGAGAUGAAGGCGAUCAGGACAAUGUGUUUUCGAGAAUCUUGCACAAGGUUCGCGGCGCUGUCACCAGCAAUGAGUCUUAUCAACCAAGUCAUAGUAGUUCAUUUGUAUCAUUAUCUUCAAAGAGCUCUUCGAGUGGUGGUGGUGUUGGUGUCAUGGACGAUCCAGGAACAACAACAACAACAACAACAACGAUGGCAGCAGGAUGUCAUGGUCGACUUGAACAACAACUUUAUCAAAGGAGACCCUCAACCACCCAUAAUGACAUGAUGGAUGACACCAACGUGUUCCCUGCCGAGAGUAUUUCUGCACGUGGGUCAUUGGAUGACACGGCCAUGCGAUGCGAUGAAGAUGGUGGACCUAUUACAAAGAUGAAUUCGAAUGACAGUGAUACACAAUCGGUGAUGACCAACUUUUCAGUCUCCAAUUAUCAUUCAUUGAAUCGCGUCAUUGCUCAACUACGAGGCGAGACUAUCAAAUCAGUCAACACCGAAUACUGGAUGCCCGAUGAACAAUGCAAGGAAUGCUUUGAUUGUAAUGCAAGGUUCAAGUUUUAUCGUAGAAAACAUCAUUGCAGGAUUUGUGGUCAAAUCUUUUGUGGGAAAUGUGCAUCGGAUAUCAUUCAAGGAGAAAGAAUUGGACAAAGUGGACCUGUGCGAGUAUGCAAGUUUUGUUUCUCAAAGCUACAAGCUCAGGAACGGCAAAAUCAACAAGAUGCUACGUCUGUUUAUCAUCAUUUGGAUCAUGAAGCACAUUCGGAUAUUGAUCCCGAUUCCAUCGUCGGCUUAUCACCCGUGCUACCAGGCCAUCGACCCCCUAUCACUACACCCAAGAUGCAGAUUCCAACCACCAGCAUCAAAUCUCAUAAAGUAGGCGACUAUGGUGGUGAAAACUCAACAACAUUGGCUCUUGAGAUACCAACAACCCACAGCUUAUUACCUUAUGCGCUUGUCAACAAUUCGGCAGGUCACUUGCCUCCACCACCACCACCACCUACUCCUCCACCGCCUCCUCCACCGCCACCACCACCUCCUCCACCUCCACCUUCAUCAUCAUCAUCCACAACGGCUGCUGCUCCCACAUCGACUACUACUACUACCAAUGCUGUUGUUAAUCAAUCAUCCACAUCUGAGACGGAUCUCAGUCUCAAGAAGCUACUACUUGCUACGAUUCGACCCCGAUCUCGUACCAACACCAUGACGUCCACCUCAGGUGAUGCAUAUGCAUCUGCACCCGGAUCACCUAUUCCAUUCCGACGCAGCUCAUCAUACAAUCCACAUUCCAAUAAUGGUGAUGCGGGUGGUGGAACCUUGUUACCAUCCAAUGAAUACAUCUUUUCAGGCUAUGAUAGCGAAGAUGAGGAUGCUCGCAAAUGGGAUAAGAGUCCACAGAAUCUAUUGAAUUUCUUGGGUGGUGGUGGUGGUAGUGGCAAUCCAUCAGGUCUUUUCGAUGACAACAACAACAAUGAGGAUGACAUUGCAACAACACCAAUGGAAUCAUCAUCCCCUGUGCCUUUAUCCUCAGCCAGUAAAAUGAGAAGAAAACGUGCAGAAGAAUUAUGGUCAUUUGAACAUCGAUCCAACAGCAUGCGAAGACGACGUAGUUUGACAGGAGCACCACCUACUUCAAAUCGAUCUGUACGACAACGCACCCAUAGUCUUAUGCGUAAUGCUCCUAUCACCACUGCCAACUUUACAGAGGAAGCUGCUACUACUACUACUUCAACAUCCACCAACAAAGAUGUUGUGGAGAGUCAUCAUCAACAACAACAACAACAGCCCACCAUCAUAGAAGAUCCAGCACCUACGACGAGUACUAGCAAUCCCAACCGAUCCUCUUCCUCCUCCAUGAAUAGGCUGGAUGACCAUCAUCAUCAUCAUCAUCAUCACCACCUUCAACUUUUACCACCAUCAGCACCACGCCGCCAUCGACGUGUCAAUUCGGCUCCUGUGAAUAUUGAAUUGAAUGCAGCUUCGCUUGAUCAUAUGCGUAAGAUGCUACGUCAAUUGCUUCAAGAGGCUUUGGAUCGUACUGGGAAUCCGUCGUUGGAUCAUCAUCGAUGGGAAGAUGUUCUUAUGAAUCUACUCCUCAAAGUAUCCGACAAUGUGCAACCCGAUAUACGUGGAGGAGAUGAGAUUGAUAUUCGGCAUUAUGUCAAGAUCAAAAAGAUUGCGGGUGGGCGUCCUCAAGAUAGCUAUUAUGUGAAGGGGGUGGUUUGUUCCAAGAAUGUGGCACACAAACGUAUGGUCAAGACGAUCCACAACCCACAAAUCCUGAUCUUGCUCUUUCCUUUGGAAUGGUCACGUGAUUAUUGGGGUGAUCAUCAAUUGCAAUCCAUUGACCGCGUAUUAGCCCAAGAAAAGGACUUUUUGGAGAAAUUGGUGAAUCGCAUUGUGGCCUUAAAGCCAUCGGUGGUGCUUGUCAAUUCCAACGUAUCGAGGAUUGCAUUGGAUCAUCUCGUCAAAGCAGACAUCGUGGUGGCCUACAAUGUCAAAUUGAGUAUCCUGGAUGCAGUGGCACGUUGUACAGGCGCAAGUAUUAUUUCGUCCUUUUUGCAGCUCAAUACGGAUGGCUUGACAUUGGGCCAUUGUGGAUUGUUCGAGACAAAGACCUUGGUCCAUGAUCUUAUUCCCAAUCGACGCAAAACGUUCUUGAUUUUCAGACACUGUCCACCCGAGCUAGGCGCCACCAUCAUUUUACGAGGAGGGGAUGUCGACACAUUGCGUGUCAUUAAGCGUAUUUUGGAUUUCAUGGUGUUUGUUGUACACAACUUGAGACUCGAAUCAUUCCUAUUAAGAGACCUCACCAAAAUCAGACACGCUAUUCCAGCACCACAACCACAACCAUUACCUUCAGCCUUGUCAGAGACAAAAGGGGAAACGAGGACUGGAGAGGAAGGCGACAAGGAGGAUAUGGGACAACAACACAUUGUACCCAAAGAACAACCUAGCAGCACAUCGUUUUGCACUCAAGAUAAUAUCAGUGAGAUCACAGCUGUUGAUCCAGCAGCAGGAGGAGGGGCAACAACAUCAUCCAUGGAGCCAUUCAAGUGCUUGGAGCCGGUGCAUGAAUUGAUUCGACAAUACGAACAAGUGACGUUAUCAGCCUCGCCAUUGGUUGUAUUGCCACCGCCUCAUUUAUUGCUUCGACUCAAGGAAACGCAAUCCAAGUUGGCAUCACGGAUUGCUGAACAAGCACCUGAAGGAGGAGGUGAAUCCAUUCCUACCAAGUUAUCAGCCAUGUCGAAUUAUUUCAGAAGCUUUGAUCAGGUGAUGCUUGGUGAUCCUGAAUAUGAUCAAUUGAUUGAAGAGCACCAUCAUCGAUCCAGAGCCAUGGAAGCGUAUAUUGGGAGUGACGGCAAUGAUACAUUAUCACCCUCGUUUUAUCAACAUUUGGUUGUGCUUUACAUGUCCGUAUGCUCUGUGACAGGUGUGCCAUGUCAAGGUCCUGAGAUGCGAAUGUUUGAAUAUUAUCGACCUGAAUCAGAUCUCACGCUCGGGCAAUACAUUGAGGAUAUUGCCAUGGAUGCACAUACAGCAUGCGUAUCGACCAUGUGUGAACGAACAAUGAUUGAGCACUAUCGAUCCUAUGGGCACGGCACAUCCAAGAUCAAUGUUGCAUUGGAACCGAUUCAGGGACCACCGCCCAUUAUGACCACCAACAACAUUCUCAUGUGGAGCUAUUGCAAGAGUUGUGAUGCCAACAGCUUGCUUGUCCCCAUGUCCGAAAACAGCUGGAAGUAUUCCUUUGGUAAAUUCUUGGAGCUCAUGUUCUAUCAGGCGGAAGAUCGAUCUGCUGGCAAUCAAUGGUGUCCUCAUGGCAUGUUUCGGGAUCACGUGCAUUACUUUGGAUACAAGGGGAUGGCUGUGAGAUUCCAAUAUGAGGUGAUUGAUCCACACGAGGUCCAUGUACCGCCCAUGCAUUUGUACUUGAACCCCAGCACACAAGCCAAUCUCAAGGAUGCGGCACUCGAUGGCACACGCAUCAAGAUUACACGUUUCUUUGAUUCGAUUGUGGAACGCAACAAGGGCUUUUUAUUGGAUAUUGUGCAACCCGAUCGCGUGGAUGAAUGCAAAGAACACCUUGCUGACAUGUCACAACGUGCCAUGGGUGAAAAGAAACAGCUCUUACAGUAUUUGCAAUCGGUCUAUGCAACAACGCCCGCAUCGGAUACGCUGAGUCUCAACAUUGUGCGUAUCAAGCUGCAAAUGAGUGUUAUGCAAUGGGAUGCCGAAUAUGCCGACUUUGUACGUCAAUACGUGCGUCCAGAACGUGAGCUACGUCGUCAUCUUAGAAAAAUGUUCCCCACAGAAACAGGGUUCACCAGCAUGAUUGCUAGUCUCGACUUGCGCACCAAACGUACCAUUGAAUCGCCUGAUUUGCCAUUACUUGAUGUGGGUUUGGAUGGAUGUUAUGAUUAUCUCAAUCAAAGCCCGCCACCUGCUGCUACAUCACAACAUACAAAGCUAUUAGAUUUGCCCAUGCUGGGUGAGUCACCAACAACAGCAUCACCAUGGCUUGAAGAAGAAGCUCGUCUUGAUCAUCUUAUGGAGAACAUGAGGCGUCGUGAGAAUGGGUCUACAGCAGCAGCAGCAGCAGCAGCAGCAACAUCAUCACCAUCGCACUCAUCCGUUACCAAGGCAACGACAACAACAACAACACAACCAAUUACCACCUCCACAGCCGAUGAUGUUGUUUCAAGUGCUGAAGCAUCUGAUAUACUUGAUCCAAGCGUGGCACGUCGUUUAUCACUCGAAUUGAUGAAGGAUACUACAACAACAAGGAAAGCAAUGACUACACAACAUGAAAUGGAUGACCCUGUUUCAGCUACUCCAUCUCGACCUCACGUGAAACGACGCACUCACAGCCACCAAAAACAACAACAAUCGAAUGCAUGCAUUGAACAACAACAACAACAACAAACAGAGGAGGAAGAAGAAGAUGAGACUUUGCGAAGAGCACAACGACGUAAAGCCAAUGAGCACAAAAGACUCUCGUUUCCAGCAGCAUUGAGUUCGCAUGCAGCCAUGUUACCGAUACUUUCGCAUAAUGCAUACAAGCGUUUUGCAGACUUUUUACCAUCCGAUCAACAAAAACAACAACAACCGGGUUUAAUGACUGAAUUGGCAUCUUCGAGGAGUUCGCCUCCACUUGGCUCCAAACAGCAACGCAAAAAGAAUGAGAAACGGCAACAACAAGAGGAUGAGAGCCAACAACCUACGACCAAACGUGAAUUAGCAUUGAGUGGAUAUCGAUAUGGAUACAAAGGCUCAACAGAACGUGGUACAGCAGCAACACGACGAUUACCCCAUGCAGCAAGACCCUUUUCUCGGCAACGUCCUCUUAGUAUGGAAAUUACACCUGCAUCCUCAUCAUCCUCGUCUCAGCUGGAGAAUCGACGUAUAGCAGCAGAUCGCAAUGUAAAAUUCAUCACCACCAACAAUACGUCGGCGGCAACUACCAACACCACCACCACCACGCGUCGUGAAGGUGUCAAGGCAUCACGUAGUGUACGUCAACGACUCCCUAGUCGAUCAUCCAUUGAAGUUUAUACGACCAUCCGUGAACUUGUGCGUGAAGAAUCAGAUGAUGAAUUCCAACCCAGUGAUUCGGAUAAUGGUGAUGAUGAUGAUGAACAACAUGAACAAGAGGAUGUGGAGGAACAAGCAAGUCCUAUCUUUUCAUUAUUGUAUACGGAUGAAUACGAUGAAUCCUUGGGUCGCGAGAUACUUCCUCAUCAUUUGCAACGACUGAAUCAUCGCAAACCUGGUAUUGCCAAGGUUCAUCAAGACACGGAAGAGGAAAAAGUCCCUCAUUUGACAUUUGACGAAGAUGAUGAUGAUGGCACCAUUACAGAGGAAAAGAAAAAGAAAGCUUGCAACAUCCCACCAUCACCUUCAUCAUCGCCUCAUCAUCCUCAUCAACAUAAUACGAUAUCCGAUUUUCGAUCUGAAAGACGACCCAUCCCUACUACUACUGGUGGUCAUCAUCACGCUGCAAGUAUGUCCACCCUUGAGCCUGGUAAUCUGGAAUUAUCGUCGAGUGGUCCUGAACGCAGCUCCUUUUUGCGUGCCAUCACCAACAUUCUUGCUGAAAAAGGUCUUGGCAAUCUUUUACCUCUGGAAUACCCGCUAUCACCCUUGGAACAUCUCUUUCCUGGUUCAUUGAUUGUUGUGGGUGAGGAUGAGCCAAGCACGAUUAUUGCCUAUACAUUAAGUUGCGACGACUACCUUACCAAGCUCAAGGAAAUCCAAAAAGGAAGCGCACAGGCUGACACUACGUUGGGUGGAGAUGAACAAAGCAUUCAUGGUGGUUGUAGCAGCAGCAGCUUGCAUGGCGAUUACAUGAGUGAAAAGGCAUCCAUGGAUGGCGUAUCAACAAUAGCAGCUGAACCUGCAACAGGGAUGGUGAUUGAAAAAACACUUCGAAGUAAAUCAGGCACCCAUAUGAAAUAUUAUUUUACCGAUAGCACAACAAAGUUCUUUUGCAAGAUUUUCUUUGUGGAGCAAUUUGAUGCAUUGCGAAGAAACUGCGGGUGUGAAGAGAGCUAUAUUGCUUCGCUUGCCAGUUGCUGCAAAUGGGAUUCCUCCGGUGGCAAAUCAGGCUCCGUGUUUUUAAAGACCAAAGAUGAUCGUUUAUUGAUAAAGCAGAUAUCACGCUAUGAAAUGGAUGCUUUUCUACGUUUCGCACCUUCGUAUUUCCAAUACAUGUCUGAAGCGUUUUUCCACGAGCUUCCCACUGUCUUGAGCAAAAACUUUGGAUUGUAUCGCAUAGGCUUCAAGAACACAGCAACGGGCAAAUCAAUGAGAAUGGAUAUCCUCGUCAUGGAAAAUCUGUUUUAUGAGCGCGCUGUGAAAAAGAUCUUUGAUUUAAAAGGUUCCAUGCGUAAUCGACAUGUACAAGCAACCGGUCGUGAAAACGAGGUGCUGUUGGAUGAAAAUAUGGUUGAACUCAUGUUUCAAUCUCCACUCUUUUUACGUGCUCAUUCCAAAGAACUCUUACGAGGAUGCUUGCAUAAUGACACACUCUUUUUAUCCCGGCUUGAUGUUAUGGAUUAUUCUCUCCUUGUGGGUGUGGAUGAAGAAAAACGGGAGCUUAUCGUUGGCAUUGUUGAUUUUAUACGUACCUUUACAUGGGACAAGAAGCUUGAGAGCUGGGUCAAAGAAUCGGGUAUUCUUGGUGGUGGGGGUAAAGAACCUACCAUCAUUUCUCCCAAGCAGUAUCGCAUUCGUUUUCGAGAAGCCAUUGAACGCUAUUUCCUUACAACCCCUGAUUUCUGGUCGGCCAAGUUGGGUCGUCGACAUUACCAUCAUGAAGAAUUACCUGUCACUUCUUUCUAG
This is a messenger RNA of Lichtheimia ornata, 7425 nucleotides long. RefSeq lists its product as uncharacterized. Bases 1 to 7425 code for a protein of 2474 amino acids. Gene Ontology annotation, molecular function: ATP binding; metal ion binding; 1-phosphatidylinositol-3-phosphate 5-kinase activity. Gene Ontology annotation, cellular component: fungal-type vacuole membrane; endosome membrane. The transcript has 10 exons. Gene Ontology annotation, biological process: phosphatidylinositol phosphate biosynthetic process. The record is from RefSeq and is a predicted model, not a curated record. NCBI's taxonomy places the organism in Eukaryota, Fungi, Mucoromycota, Mucoromycetes, Mucorales, Lichtheimiaceae.